ACCCAGCUCCUCCAAGAUCACUCUUUGCGGUCAAUAAAACCCAGACCUCUGUGACUCUCUUAUGGGUAGAAGAAGGAGUAGCUGAUUUCUUUGAGGUUUUUUGCCAGCAGAUUGGCUCAGAUCAUGAGACAAAGAUUCAGGAACCAGUUACCGUUUCUUCUCAUGUCGUGACAGUCUCCAGCCUUCUGCCUGCCACUUCCUACAACUGCAGUGUUACAAGUUUCAGUCAUAACACCCCCAGUGUCCCCACCUAUAUUUCAGUUUCCACUAUGGUUGUGGAGAUGAAUCCUAACGUGGUGGUCAUUUCUAUUCUCGCCAUUCUGAGCAUUCUUCUGAUAGGGCUCUUGCUUGUAACACUGGUGGUUCUUCGGAGAAAACAUCUACAAAUGGCCAGGGAAUGUGGAGCAGGAACAUUUGUGAAUUUUGCUUCAUUGGAAAGAGAUGGGAAACUUCCGUACAACUGGCGUAGGAGUGUCUUUGCUUUCCUAACUCUGUUACCCUCCUGCCUUUGGACUGAUUAUCUCUUGGCAUUUUAUAUUAACCCUUGGAGUAAAAAUGGAUUGAAGAAGAAAAAGCUGACCAACCCUGUCCAGCUGGAUGAUUUUGACAGCUACGUCAAGGAUAUGGCUAAAGAUUCGGAUUACAAAUUCUCUCUGCAAUUUGAGGAACUGAAACUGAUUGGGCUGGAAACCCCACAUUUUGCAGCGGAUCUUCCCAUGAAUCGCAGUAAAAACCGCUACACAAAUAUUCUGCCUUAUGAUUUCAGCCGUGUUCAGUUGGUUUCAAUGAAUGAAGAAGAAGGCUCUGACUACAUUAAUGCCAACUACAUCCCUGGUUAUAACUCUCCACAAGAGUAUAUUGCAACACAAGGACCACUCCCUGAGACAAGGAAUGACUUUUGGAAGAUGGUUCUCCAACAGAAGUCACAAAUCAUUGUUAUGCUUACUCAGUGCAAUGAGAAGAGAAGGGUAAAAUGUGACCAUUAUUGGCCUUUUGCGGAAGAGCCGGUUCUUUAUGGAGACAUCACAGUGGAGAUGCUUUCAGAAGAAGAACAAGCUGACUGGAUGUACAGGAACUUCAGAAUCAGCUAUGCAGAUGAAGUGCAGGACGUGAUGCAUUUUAAUUACACCUCUUGGCCCGACCACGGUGUUCCUCCCACCAACGCAGCAGAAAGCAUUUUGCACUUUGUACAUACGGUCAGGCAGCAGGCAACGAAAAGCAAGGGGCCCAUGAUUGUACACUGCAGUGCUGGUGUAGGACGAACCGGGACCUUCAUAGCAUUAGACCGGCUUUUACAGCACAUUCGUGAUCAUGAAUUUGUAGAUAUAUUGGGAAUGGUGUCCGAUAUGAGGUCUUAUCGGAUGUCCAUGGUUCAGACAGAGGAACAAUACAUUUUUAUUCACCAAUGUGUGCAACUGAUGUGGCUAAAGAAGAAACAGCAGUUUUGCAUUAGCGAUGUCAUAUAUGAGAAUGUCAGCAAGUCAUAA
This is a messenger RNA of Protobothrops mucrosquamatus (brown spotted pit viper), 1487 nucleotides long. RefSeq names its product protein tyrosine phosphatase receptor type O (gene PTPRO). Lineage: Eukaryota; Metazoa; Chordata; Lepidosauria; Squamata; Viperidae. Gene Ontology annotation, cellular component: GABA-ergic synapse; glutamatergic synapse; plasma membrane. The record is from RefSeq and is a predicted model, not a curated record. Gene Ontology annotation, molecular function: cadherin binding; protein tyrosine phosphatase activity; Wnt-protein binding. The annotation marks the transcript as partial. Gene Ontology annotation, biological process: peptidyl-tyrosine dephosphorylation involved in inactivation of protein kinase activity; negative regulation of canonical Wnt signaling pathway; axon guidance. The transcript has 14 exons.